AUCUUUCAAGCACUUAAAUCUUCCCCUCACAUUAAUUCAUCAUCUUCUCAUAUUCCACUUUGCUUUCUAUCUAUAAUACUUCAUCUCUCAUAGAAAAAAACUCCUUCAUAAUUUCUCUCCACCAUCUUCUACUUUAUCUUCUUCAAGAACUUGAGCAAGAAUGCGAAAUUUGAGUUCACUCAAGAAAGAAUUUCUAAGGAAAUGGAUAAAGGGUCUAAGAAAGUACAACUCACAAAAGAAGAACAUGAACUUGUUGGAGAGAAAAAAGGCUAUAAAGCUAUCUGCAGAUUUAGCCAUGGCUUCCACCAAAGACAAAACUACCCUUUGGAGAAAAGCCCUAUUUGCAAAUACUUCAACAAAAAUAGAUGAUGAACAAGACAUGUCAACAACCUCAUCAACACCACAAAAGAAGGUAAUAAGAAAAAAUUCGACGAAUUCGUACCCUCUUAGAAAAAGGAUAACUGGAAGGAGAAAGAUCUUGAGAAGAAAUCAUACAAAGGAAAGAGUCGAGGCAAGUUUUAUCGCGAUGCGGUUGGUUAAGAAGAGAACAAGGAAGCUGAAGAGUUUGUUACCAGGUGGAAAAUUCAUGGAUGAUUCUUGUUUGGUUGAUGAAACCCUAGAUUAUAUAGAAUCUUUGAAAGCUCAAGUUGAAGUAAUGAGGUGUCUUGUUACUUCCUCCGAGCUCUUCAUUAAUCAACCAUAAAUUAAAUUAUUAUAUUUAUAUAUGUAUCUAUAUAUUACUAGUAUAUUGAUAUUAAUUAAAAAUAUUUAAUUUUGUUUUUCUUAUAAGAAAAUUCCCUCUAUUUUACACCCUAUCUUUGCAAGCUAGAGGUGAUGGAGGAAAGAGGUGGUUCUAUACAUACAUUAAGGCAAUGUACAGAUCAGGAAAACAUAUAUGUAAGUCAAUCAUAUUAAGUUUUUAAUUAUUUAAUUUUCAUGAUG
This is a messenger RNA of Trifolium pratense (red clover), 942 nucleotides long. RefSeq names its product transcription factor IBH1-like 1. The record is from RefSeq and is a predicted model, not a curated record. The transcript is spliced from 2 exons. Bases 161 to 703 code for a protein of 180 amino acids. NCBI's taxonomy places the organism in Eukaryota, Viridiplantae, Streptophyta, Magnoliopsida, Fabales, Fabaceae. Gene Ontology annotation, biological process: regulation of DNA-templated transcription.